This is a messenger RNA of Trichomonas vaginalis G3, 529 nucleotides long. RefSeq names its product organellar and viral DNA polymerase type B. The annotation marks the transcript as partial. The record is from RefSeq and is a predicted model, not a curated record. NCBI's taxonomy places the organism in Eukaryota, Parabasalia, Trichomonadida, Trichomonadidae. The transcript has a single exon.
AUGAAUGAGAAACAAAUUCUCGGCGUUGCUGGUAACAGUAAUAAUGUACACCUUAUGACAUUAGAAUAUUAUAACGAACAUAAAGAUGAACUGAAAGGAGAGAAGGGUGACACCGGACCUCAAGGACCACAAGGAAUACAAGGACCUCAAGGCGAAAACGGUUUGGAUGGUGAAGAUGGAAAGGAUGAAAAAACUGCUAAAUCAUGGAUAUGGAACCUUAUAAAUACUGGUUUAACAGCUGCUUCAUAUGGAGUUCUUCAAUACCAAAUCGGAAAGAUAUGGGCAGUACUUGGUGAAGAAGCUUUAGAUGACGUUAAAAAUGCUUUGAACUUCAUUUCAAAUGGUUCGGAUACUAUUAAAACUUUAUCUGGUUGGAUGCAAGAAACAAGGAGUCAAAUAGAUACUGUAAGACGUAUAGCAAACAAUGCACGUACGGGAUUGGAUACUUUACGAGAAGCACAAAAUACACUAAAGGAAGCAAAUGAUAUUCUUGGCUCAGUAUCAGACAUGCAUGAAGAUUGGCUUAAAG